CGCACUUUCUCAUCUACCAUUUCUCCAAGCCUUCCUCCUGUUUUGGCAACACUUGCUACUCUAUUUAUCACUAUUUCGGCUUCCACUCCUCCUAUGGUGGUUCGACCGCCCACGGCCAUCAUCAACAUGGGACCCUUUCUAGCAGACAUUAAAUAGAAAAUUCUGAAGAAGACCCAAAGCUGCGAUCCAAUCCUUUCCUUUGGUAGUUACAUGUUUUUCAUAAAGCUGGGAGAUGAUAUCAUAAGAUAAUUGACAGGUUGCUCUUUUGAUUUUCCAAUUUUCCUUAUUUUGAGAUUAGGUAUUUUGCUCCUUUCAGUCAUACAAGGUUUUGAUGCUGGACGAAUCCAUUGAGUUCCUUAAAUCACUUCAGCAGCAAGUUCAGUUUGAUAAAGAAAGAAUGAGGAAUUGCCAAGGACACACAAGUUUAUGUUGGUGCCUGAUCUCCACCUCUUCCUGGAUGAUGAUUCUUGAUGUUUUCAAAUAUGGAGUUAGGUGAGCUGAUGCCUCUUGUUGCUACCAUUUACUCUUUGGUCCAAUGUGUGUCCAGAGAAGCGUAGAUUAUUUUGUGUAAGCAAAUUCUUACUUUGAUUCUCAUUAUUAUUUUUUGUUAAUGUUGUGUGUGUGUGUAUAGAUAUUCUCAUUAUGUGGGUGUAUACAUGUGUGUGUGUGUCCGCCUUGUUGAAUUUUCAAAAUAUAUUGAUUGAUGCCUUCAAUUGUGUUAAGUAAUUCUCCUACAUGAAACUUUCAUUCCAAGCGUGUUCAACUUUUUCUUUAAGAGUUGGUUAGAUAUUACUAACUUCAUGUAAUAACUUUUAGGGCUUCACUCUUACCGUUUGAAUGCAUGUAAUUUGUUCUAAAAUUCAUUGCAGUGAAAAGCUCUUACUCCUUGAAUCCAAAGGCAGCACAUGAAGCCCUCCUUUUUUUUCUUUUUAUUUCUGGGGGCAGGGGUGGUAAAAUAUUAUGGAAUACUUAGGCCUGAUAAAGUUAUUCCAUUUCCAUUUUUUUUUUAAUACAGCUAAGGAAAUUAA
This is a messenger RNA of Rubroshorea leprosula, 1028 nucleotides long. NCBI's taxonomy places the organism in Eukaryota, Viridiplantae, Streptophyta, Magnoliopsida, Malvales, Dipterocarpaceae. The record is from the annotation of a GenBank genome assembly.